UAUCAUUUGUCAUUUCAUUGUUGUCAUUGAAUAAAAUUGGUACCUAAUAUAAUUAUUAAAAAACUAUAAAUUCUAAUUUUAGUUAACUUGUUCCUUAUUAUUAUCGUUGUUUAAUUGUAUUCAUAUUUGAAGAGGAUUGUUUUUAUUUUAUACUUAUUGCCUUAAAAUUUUUUUGAAUUUAAGACAAUGUCUUACAAUUACGAAGAACUUAGUUUUGAUGAAGCUCGAGAUUUAUUGCGACAAUGGCGUGAAAGCAAUGAGAGACGAAGCGAAGAAGUAGUGGAACUGUGGCUCACAAUACUGAGUGAUGGCUUGGAUAAAAUUGGCAAUGAAAAGCAUGUACUACUGGAGCAGGUGAUAUUUGCAGCUUUGGACUGUCACUGUUACAGUGUUGCCAACAACUGUAUUGCUAUUCUAUCAAAUGAGUUUCCGGGAAGUUUGCGAGUCAAGCGUUACCAGGCCGCACGGCUUGAGGCUGAAGAGAAGUAUACAGAAGCUGUCAUGCUUCUUGACAAAAUUGUUAGAGCAGAUGAAACAAACUCGGCCGUGUACAAAAGGAUGAUAGCCAUACGCAAAGCUCGAGGGGAAAUUAAACAGGCCAUUGAAGAUUUAGUUGACUAUCUAAAGAAGUUCAUAUCAGACGUGGAGGCGUGGCAGGAGCUGUGCGAGUUGUACCUACAGAUGCAGGACUACUCGCGCGCCGCGUACUGCGCCGAGGAGCUGAUCCUCCACCAGCCGCACAACCACCUCAUGCAUCAGCGGCUCGCCGACAUACGGUAUACAAUGGGAGGCAUUGAAAAUAUGGAAUUGGCGAAAUCUUAUUACUGUCAAGCGUUGAAACUCAAUCCUGACAACAUGAGAGCUCUGCUUGGUCUAUUCUUGACAACAAACAACCUGUUGAACCACUACAAGUCGUCGGGCAACAGCUCGAAACGCAAGGAGGUGUGGAAGCUGUGCCAGUGGGCGCAGUCGCAGGCCACCAAGCGGCAGCAGGCGGCCCGCGCCGCGCCAGCUGCGCCCGGCCUCUCACAGAUGAUGCUGGCGCUCGCUAUCACAGAAUAAUUCUAUAAUACCAUUGACGUACAAUAAUUAGACAGGCUAAUCACAAGUGCCCUAGCCAUUACUGCUCGUCUAAGAUACUUUAGUGUGCGAAAUUUGUCUAUGACGGUACAUUGUUCGGAUUGAUACCUGCUGCUGAUUUUCACCACCGUACAGCCCGCCACAAACUAAAGUUUCAUCCCAAUCAUCUGGACGAGUGGCGGUCUUCCACCGUGCGUUUUUCAAGGCACUUUCUUCCACGCACAACCAUUCUUUGGAAUCAACUUCCAGCAGCAGUAUUUCCGAACCGAUACGACAACAUAACCUUCAAGAAAAGAGUAUAUUCCUUUUUAAAAGGCCGGCAGCACACCUGCAAUGCCGCUGGUGUUGUGGGUGAUCAUGGGCGGCGGUAGUCACUUACCAUCAGGUGAGCCGCUUGCUCGUAUGCCCCCUGUGUUGUAAAAACAAAAAAAAAACAUUUUAUUGAAAGAAAUAAAUUUAGCGGAAAUUCAUAUCACUGGUUAAUUAAUUAAUAUAAUUCCAUUAUCAUUAGUGUGCGUACAACUGUCGACAUUAAGAGAUUGAGUAGUAAAGACUACUACCUUGCUUAUUGAUUCAUGAAUCUCCGACCGUUAUUCAGUCUACACACAUGUUGCGAAACGCGUUUCACCUCUAAACGAGACAUUAUCAGGCGAUUAAUUGUACAAAUCUAUUGCCAAUAACAGUUUUCUACUACACUCAUGAAACAAUAGUUAGGAAUUACAUUAUAAUUGGGAUCGGUUUACAAUAGUUUGCAUUGGCAAGUUACACUAAUAUGCAUCUAUCAGAACAAUAUGGAACCAUUAUGUCGCUAGUGUUGCUAUUCGAGAGUACUGUUAAACGUCUCAAUUCCAAUAUCGAUUUAUUGGAAUUUAUUUCAAGAGUAAUUCCACUGAUCCACGGUUUUUUUUUUAUUUUAUUGGCACAUAAAACAGAUCACAACCAUAAAAAACUUAAAUAAUAGUUACAUUUGUGAUUCGGCUAGGUUAUAAUCCAAUCACAUUAUGUGCACAGCUUGAGUAAUUCAUUAAAAGAUAUAAAUAUAUAAAAAAUAAAACUAUAUAAAAAAAAAUCAAUUUCAGGUUUGUUAGGUUUGUUCUCGGUCUGGUAAAAUAUUAUUACUUAAAAAACCGUGUGUGUACAGUUUUACAGUGUGUAUUCAGCCUAGGAAGAUCAUAGAAUCUCUACUAAAAGUAGUUGUAGGAUUGACAGUAGGGUUCAUCUUUUAAAUAUAUUUAAUCGAUAAUUAAAAAGAACAUUAAUUAUUUUAAAAUAAACGAAUAAAUUUUUAAAUUAUCCAAGUUAACAAAACACUCUCAAUCAAUCAAUCGAGAAAGUCAAUUCUGAAACGUUGGCAAUCGUACCCAUACUAAUAGUAACGAAACUAAACCAAAUAAUUUUAUUCAACAAACUAAUUAGUGUCUAUCAAUUAGAAUUCUUCCAAAAUUCAGCCUGUAUUUGAAGGAAUUGUAAUUAUUAAUAUAAAUUGCUCGGACACUUUGUGAAUAACUAUCAAGUUUAAUUAUAAUACAUCAAUGUAUAAAAAUAAAUAAAAAAAAUUAUUAUUAUAGACAGCUAGAAAUGUAUGUAAGGAUAAAGGUAUUGGGCAAUCGGUUUGCGUAAAUCCCAUAAGUAUCUGGCGUAAUAAAUGUAGACGAAAUGUAGUCUUUGCGUAAUCUAUUAUUCAAGAGUUACUUUCUCGAUGUUCUUAUUUUUCUGUAUCUUCAAUACUGUGAUCUGAUGUUCUCAGAAACUCAGACCAUUUGCAGGUUGUAUUUAUAAUUUGUUACAAAUACUGAACACUGCCCUAAUUAGUUAUGUAUAAAAUGCAUUUUAUUCUAGUUAAUUCUUUAAUUUUAUGUAAAAGUUAUAUAAAGGAAUACUUUGAAAUGUUUAUUGUUACAAACUAUAAUUCACACGGACACGUUAUUAAAUUAUGAUUACCACAAA
Messenger RNA from Galleria mellonella (greater wax moth), 3027 nucleotides. RefSeq names its product ER membrane protein complex subunit 2-A-like. The coding region runs from base 187 to 1062 and encodes 291 amino acids. Gene Ontology annotation, biological process: protein folding in endoplasmic reticulum. Gene Ontology annotation, cellular component: EMC complex. Gene Ontology annotation, molecular function: protein binding. The transcript has 7 exons. NCBI's taxonomy places the organism in Eukaryota, Metazoa, Arthropoda, Insecta, Lepidoptera, Pyralidae. The record is from RefSeq and is a predicted model, not a curated record.